GCCACGAACAUUGACGCUUAUGGCGUGUCGGAAGAUUCUCUGUGUGAUUUUAAAUUAUAUUGUUGACUCGCGGUAAAAUCGUGAAGUCGGAUUAUUUUUUUGACAAAUCGCACGAAAAUUUACAUGCCAUUGUUCUCGCUGUGAAAUCGUCGAUAUCGCUCGUGCAAUAUUGUGACUCGCUACGAUUCCGCUGCGAUUCGAGUUGAUAAUCGAGCUGAAUUGAGCGAGUUAGGUUAGGAUCGCCGAUUUACGCUCGUUUAUCAAUUUGGGAUUUGAUUCGCGAAUAAACUUUGGGAAAUAUGUCAAAUUGGCGGUCGAGUCACGGCAAUAUCGACCGACGAGACACACACAAAAAUAAUCGGGAGAACCGGCGCGAUAGAAGUAAUGAGGCACACAGGGACAGAUCGCAGAGAAGCAGAGAUAGAGAUCACAGAAGACGCGAUCAUUCCAGAAGGGACGAUGAAAAGCAGAGCGAGAAGAGGAAGCACGAGAGAUCGCCGUCGAGGAGAGAGAACAGUCAUCCCAGGCAUAGGGAACGGAGCGAGAGAAGUCGGAGUAGAGACAGGAAGGAUGAUUCUGGCAGAAGACGCAACGAUCAGCAGAAACAGAGGAGAAGCCCAGAAGAAACGAAAAUAAAAAAGGAAUCUUCCGUGGACUGGGGAAAAUCGACUGUGAAAGAGGAUAAGGAUAAGCCCAACUUUGAACUGUCAGGAAAAUUGACAGAGGACAUGAAUACUGUCAAUGGUGUGAUUAUAAAAUAUUCGGAACCACAGGAUGCCAAGAAACCCAAACGUAGAUGGAGAUUGUAUCCUUUUAAAGGCGAGAAGGCAUUGCCCACAUUGUACAUUCAUCGACAAUCAGCAUAUCUCAUGGGUAGGGAUCGUAAAGUAGCUGAUAUACCUCUGGAUCAUCCCUCAUGCUCUAAACAACAUGCCGCUCUGCAAUAUCGCCUGGUAUCUUAUCAAAAGGAAGGAGGUAUCGAGGGUCGAAGAAUACGACCAUAUAUCAUUGACCUAGAGUCUGCAAAUGGUACCUUUGUAAAUAAUGUAAAAUUGGAACCAAGGAGAUAUCAUGAAUUAUUGGAAAAAGAUGUGAUACGAUUUGGCUUUAGUACCAGGGAAUAUGUUCUGUUACAUGAACAUAGUAAAGAUGAUUCCUUCGAUGAUGAUGUACCUCUUACAAGUACAACUUAGGAAUCUAAUUUUAAAGAAUGUUUAGAGAUGUCUAUGUAUGAAGACUGAUAAAAAAAUUACAAGCUGUAUGUAAAAAUCAAGAGAAACAAAGGGUAUCUAUAUGGUGAAGAGCAAGUUCCAGUAUAUAUGUAGAUACAAAAUCUUCUUAAUCUUUAAAAUCUUUCUUGAAAUCCUUUUUAAUCCAUAUUAAUAUUAUAUGUAUAUGUAUAAAAUAGUAAAUUUUUUGAAAAUAUGUAAAUUUAGGAUUAACUGAGAACCAUAAUAGAACAUAGAUCUUA
Pogonomyrmex barbatus (red harvester ant) is the source of this 1471-nucleotide messenger RNA. Its product is annotated as smad nuclear-interacting protein 1. NCBI's taxonomy places the organism in Eukaryota, Metazoa, Arthropoda, Insecta, Hymenoptera, Formicidae. Gene Ontology annotation, molecular function: protein binding. The record is from RefSeq and is a predicted model, not a curated record.